GCCUUAAAGUACCCUCUCUUUCAUUUUCUUUUCUUUUUUAAAUCUGCAAAACCAUCUGCUGUCUUCCAUCGGCGCCAUCACUGCAACGGUUUUAGGUCUUCUCGCCUCGAGAAAAGAAAAAAAUCAGCUCUCAUGGCGUCGAAAACUGCUAUUUGCAGGGGAAUUCUCCGUCGAAAUCGUGGACUCGGCGCCCGAUCCAUGUCCUCCUGGUGGAGAAACGUCGAACCGGCAGCGAAAGACCCGAUUCUGGGCGUUACGGAGGCUUUCCUCGCCGAUCCCAGCCCCGAUAAAGUGAACGUUGGAGUCGGAGCUUAUCGCGAUGAUAAGGGGAAGCCCGUUGUUCUUGAAUGCGUGCGGGAAGCUGAAAGGAGGAUCGCCGGAAAUCUAAACAUGGAGUAUCUUCCCAUGGGAGGAAGCGUGAAAAUGGUGGAGGAAACAUUGAAGCUGGCCUAUGGGGAGAACAGUGAUUUCAUCAAAGAGAAAAGGAUUGCAGCAGUACAAGCUCUCUCUGGUACUGGUGCGUGCCGACUUUUUGCGGACUUUCAGAAGCGUUUCCUGCCCGACUCUCAAAUCUAUAUUCCUGUGCCUACCUGGGCCAACCAUCAUAACAUAUGGAGAGAUGCCCAGGUCCCUCAGAGGACCUUCCAUUACUACCAUCCUGAAUCGAAGGGAUUAGACUUUGCGUCACUGAUGGAUGAUGUCAAGAAUGCUCCAAACGGCUCCUUCUUUUUGCUUCAUGCCUGUGCACACAAUCCUACCGGUGUUGAUCCUUCAGAGGAACAGUGGAGAGAGAUCUCCUAUCAGCUCAAGGUAAAAAAUCAUUUUCCCUUCUUCGACAUGGCGUACCAAGGUUUUGCAAGUGGUGAUCCUGAGAGAGAUGCAAAAGCAAUUAGAAUUUUUCUUGAAGAUGGGCAUUUGAUUGGAUGUGCUCAAUCAUAUGCGAAAAACAUGGGACUCUAUGGACAGAGAGUAGGAUGCCUCAGUGUGCUCUGCGAAGAUGAAAAGCAAGCAGUAGCUGUGAAGAGUCAGUUGCAACAGAUUGCUAGGCCCAUGUAUAGCAACCCACCAGUUCAUGGUGCGCUUGUUGUUUCAAUCAUCCUCAGUGAUCCUGAUUUGAAGAAUUUGUGGCUGAAGGAGGUGAAGAUCAUGGCUGAUCGCAUCAUUGGAAUGCGAACUGCUCUACGUGAAAACCUUGAAAAGCUGGGCUCACCUCUGUCUUGGGAGCAUAUAACCAAUCAGAUUGGAAUGUUUUGCUACAGUGGGAUGACCCCAGAACAGGUCGAUCGCUUGACGAAAGAGUACCACAUUUACUUGACCCGCAACGGUCGUAUCAGCAUGGCCGGUGUUACUACCGGAAACGUGGGCUACUUGGCAAAUGCUAUCAACGAGGUUACAAAAUCUACUUGAGGAACAAAUUCCUCAAUUUAGAGGUGAUACAACAAACGGACAAGAACUUACCUAGUGUCAUGAGUUUUUUCUUUCUUCCUCUCCUUUUUCUCCGUGAAAUAAAUAGGCCUGAUUUCUGUGCCUCUUACAUCUUCUAUUUACAGAGGUCAGUGUGAUAAUUUUUGCUAAUUAUUUCACCAUCUGGAUUCUCAAAGGGCAUUGAUACAAUUCAUCCCUUUCAGUCCGGAAUGAUUUUUUAUUUUUUUUCCUCUUUUUCAAUGAGUAUAGCUGCAAAAGCAGCAGUCAAGAGUACUGAAAACAGUAAUAAUUGCUACUUAUCUUGAAACUGUCAAAGGAAACAACCAUGUUGUGGUUGAACACUAAUCUUUUUUUUUCCAGAUCACCCCACUGUUGUAUCGUUGUUAUUCUUGAAAAGAUAUAAAGGUAGAGAAGAUGAUUUGAG
Magnolia sinica is the source of this 1849-nucleotide messenger RNA. RefSeq names its product aspartate aminotransferase, mitochondrial. Gene Ontology annotation, molecular function: L-aspartate:2-oxoglutarate transaminase activity; pyridoxal phosphate binding. The transcript is spliced from 10 exons. Gene Ontology annotation, biological process: amino acid metabolic process; biosynthetic process. Bases 133 to 1407 code for a protein of 424 amino acids. Lineage: Eukaryota; Viridiplantae; Streptophyta; Magnoliopsida; Magnoliales; Magnoliaceae. The record is from RefSeq and is a predicted model, not a curated record. Gene Ontology annotation, cellular component: mitochondrion.